Messenger RNA from Anopheles merus, 986 nucleotides. It is a transcript of the gene Nubp2, whose product is annotated as cytosolic Fe-S cluster assembly factor NUBP2 homolog. Gene Ontology annotation, biological process: iron-sulfur cluster assembly. NCBI's taxonomy places the organism in Eukaryota, Metazoa, Arthropoda, Insecta, Diptera, Culicidae. The record is from RefSeq and is a predicted model, not a curated record. Gene Ontology annotation, molecular function: ATP binding; 4 iron, 4 sulfur cluster binding; ATP-dependent FeS chaperone activity. The coding region runs from base 185 to 964 and encodes 259 amino acids. The transcript has 2 exons. Gene Ontology annotation, cellular component: cytosol.
UGCUCUUGAAAUAACAGCCGUUUUGAACGCAUUAAGCCACUUGGGUCGUCACGUUCUCUCGUUGCUGUCAAAUCAGCUGCUGUCAGCUGGUUUUGGUUUGUUUUGUUUUGAAUUUCAUCGCACGCACCGCUCUCCCCCAGGAACUUAGUCAUUCCACUGUGAAAUUGAUACAAUCUUUGCCAAAAUGUUAGACAAAGUGAAACACAUUAUCCUUGUGCUUUCCGGUAAGGGUGGGGUAGGAAAAUCUACCGUCAGUACACAGCUCGCCCUAACGCUGACCGAAGCCGAUCACAAGGUUGGCCUGCUCGACAUCGACCUCUGCGGUCCUUCCGUACCGUACCUGCUCGGACUGGAGGAUCGCGAUGUGCACCAGUGCGACGAGGGCUGGGUGCCGGUGUACACCAGCGCGGAAAAGCGGCUGGCCGUGAUGUCGAUCGGCUUUCUGCUGAAAAAUCGUUCCGAUGCCGUCAUCUGGCGCGGGCCGAAAAAGACCGCCAUGAUUAAGCAGUUCCUGGAGGAUGUGAACUGGGACGAGCUGGACUAUCUGAUCAUCGACACACCGCCCGGCACGUCCGACGAGCACAUCACCGUGAUGGAGUGUCUGAAGACGAUCGGCACGGAGGGUGCGAUUAUCGUGACGACACCGCAGGAAAUGGCCCUGGAGGAUGUGCGGAAGGAGGUGACGUUCUGCAAGAAGACGGGCAUUCCGAUACUGGGGAUCGUGGAGAACAUGAGCGGGUUCGUGUGCCCGAACUGUUCGGAAUGUACGAACAUUUUCUCGUCCGGCGGUGGACAUUCGCUGGCGGAGCUGGCCAAGGUGCCCCAUCUCGGCACGCUGCCGAUCGAUCCGCGCGUCGGUGAGCUGGCGGGAACGGGCAAAGCGUGCGUGAAGGAGCUGCCCGACUGUACGACGAGCGAAGUGUUGAGGGAACUGGUUCGAACGCUUACGACGGUUGGCCAAUAAAACGAAGUGUUGUUAAAGUGUA